AUGAUGCCGACCCUAUCUUUCUCUCCCAAGCGGAAACGAGAACCUUCAGAAUCAGACUGCUAUAGCCCCUCAGCUUCUCCAACAUCUACAGUUUCGACCGACAGUUUUCAAGAUCCUCGUUUCCGAGAGGACGAGCUAGGGAGACACAGUCCGCGAGCCGCGGUAGCUGGACGAUUUGGAGAGUUGGCCAUCCGUGGCGAGCUCCAGUCGGACGCGACAGCUUUCCCCCAUUCUCAGCAAUCACUUGCUUCCUCAGCCCAACUAUGCGCAUUUGACAGCGCCGUGGCCCAGAACAUGCCUGAAGCUUUACCGGCUAGUAGCGAGUCCAGUGACCGCCAAGCGACGUUAUCUGAGGCGCCCGCAACACAAUAUCAACCCACUUCCUUACCCACUCCUUCAAAAAAGUCAGCAACAUUCCCCCACAAGCAUAUCAAUUCCUCGCCAUCUAAACGCAAGCCCCGAGUGUCUCCUCCUCUUGCAGACACCCCAUCUGAAGACCCGCUGGUAUGGCAUGAUUCCGAGAUAACAGGCCACAACCCGUCCGACCCAAAUGACGAUGGCUAUGGUAUCAAUGGGAUAGGAUUCAAGCCCACUGCAUCGAUUGCAUGGGCAAGGUCACAGAAACGACAAAAGCAGGUCGCCGAGUGGAAGAAUCGCGAAGCCCGGGAGGCUCGUGAAAGACGACGAGAGAGGAGGAGAGACGGCAUCGAACUAGACAAAAUACACAGCAUACAUGACGGCGCAAUCCAGAAACGAGUGAAGUUCGACGUCUAG
Penicillium canescens is the source of this 774-nucleotide messenger RNA. RefSeq lists its product as uncharacterized. The transcript has a single exon. The coding region runs from base 1 to 774 and encodes 257 amino acids. The record is from RefSeq and is a predicted model, not a curated record. Lineage: Eukaryota; Fungi; Ascomycota; Eurotiomycetes; Eurotiales; Aspergillaceae.